Molecule: messenger RNA, 282 nt
Organism: Elephantulus edwardii (Cape elephant shrew)
Lineage: Eukaryota; Metazoa; Chordata; Mammalia; Macroscelidea; Macroscelididae
Product: metallothionein-4-like
Exons: 1
Coding region: 1-282 (93 amino acids)
Molecular function (GO): metal ion binding
Source: RefSeq, a predicted model, not a curated record
AUGAACCCCAGCGACUGCACCUGCAUGUCUGGAGGAAUCAACAUCUGUGGGGAUAACUGUAAAUGCACAACUUGUCACUGUAAGGUGUGUCAGAAAAGCUGCUGUGCCUGCUGUCCCCCAGGCUGUGCCAAGUGUGCUCGUGGCUGCAUCUGCAAAGGGGCCUCAGACAAGUGCAGUUGUUGCCCCUGGAAGGCAACCAUCAUGCAAGGGAACGUCGUCUGUAUAGUGCAUGAGUUGAGAAACUGGAAUAAUUGUACAAUAGAUUGUGCUUUUUAUAUGUAA